UUUAUCUUGGAGGAGGGAGAUGAGUAGGGAAUGAGAUUAACCCCCACUCUGGGGAGAGGCUGUUGGAGUGAUGUGGUGUUUGAGGGCACACGUCGUGUACCAGCCGGAAUUGGGCUGAGGGAGUGACAGACAUCAUCAAGGACACCAAAAUCUUGAUGGCUGUGGGUCUUAUACAGCACACGUGGCAAAUGAAAUAAGCUAAUAGUAAACUGAUGGCUCGUGUGGAAGUUUCCAUGUCUGCCUGCUGGGCCAUGUCCUUGCCUGGUGCUGCUCCUUAGUGGGAGUGAUGAUAUUGUUGUAGUUAUCGUUCUUGUUUAUUUGGGGGGAUGAUUUAUGUCAUCCUGGCAUGCAGGCAGGUGGAACCCCUUGCAUUUGGUGUUUUGCUGCUGUUGGGCACGAGAGCUGAUGUGCCCUUAGGUACUGAGCAGCUGGCUGCUGGGCUCUGGGAUACCCCAUGGACUGCAAUUUUGGAGCCAGGCUGCCUCCAGCUCCCCCAGGGCCUGUAGCACUUCUCCAGGGUGGACGGAGAGAUGUCUUUGGAGGGAGAGCCCUGGAGCUUUCUCUCCCUCAUGUCCAAUGCACUUUGAUGCAAGUGGACCAGGACACCUCCCUUUGUUUUAAAGUCUCCACAAAUCUUUGAAGCUCGGAUAAAUUCAGGUGCUGUGAUGUGCCUCCAGGCAGGGGAAAGCAAGAGCCUCUGGUCAUUGUUAAGUCGUGAGACAUCAGCACCAUAAGAGGUAUGGAGGGUUAAAGUGAAAAAGCCAGCUUAUUGAACUUCAUCUUGCUAAUUAACACAGGGUGAAGAACAAAGAGAGACAAUGUUAUGAAGGGGGAAUUAUCACGGGUGUUAAAAUAUUAAGUCAUCUGCUGCCGGAACUGAUUCCCAGUGGCUAUUUUGUAUUCAUGGUCAGACACUGGAUGAGGUGUCUAAAUGAGUUUGGAACAUCACUUGACACUGGAAGCUUUAAAGGACAAACCUGGGUUGUAAAGUCAUGAUUCCCACAGUAUAGGUGAAAGUAUUUAAGGUUGGGCAGAGCUAAUGCCUCAGCUUCAAAUCUUCUGCCUCCUCUUGCAGACAGAGCGAGGUCCUGGCAGCAUGUCUGCACUUUGCAGAUGAGCUCUGUAUUCACGUGGCCCCCUUGGAUUUGGGGUUUAUCCUCUGGGUGCCCAGUGCUGUUUAAUCCUGGCUUACAAACCAGCCGGCAGCAGUGGGACUGCUUGUUUCUUGUCGCUCAGGGCAGCUUCAUUAUCCUGCAGGAUCACAACUCUACUUAAAAUAAGAAGAUUUGGGGGAGAAAAGAAAAAAACACCCCAAACCGUGUGUUGGGUGGAUUUUAUUAUUAUUAUUAUUAUUUUGCUUUCUGAUUCUGGAGCUCCUGUGAGUGCAGGAGGGGACGAGCUUUCACCGGCCCUUCCCGCUCACCUGGCAGGGAGGGGAGAUGCCAGCCGGGAUCCCGGGACUCCGGGAGCGUGUGCCCCGGCAGUGCCUGCGGCAGCCCCCCUUGGCCGGGCGCCUCUUCCCUGGCACACCCCGGCCAGAGGGUUGGCUGCUCCCGCAUCCGUCACAGUGCCUGAGAGAACACGCCGGUGACGUGCCGGUCCCCUCCUCCUGCCCGCGGACACGGAGCAGCCGGCUCGGAGCCCCGACACGAAACGCGAUGGAGAGGUCGAAGCUGCCGGGGACGCGGAGAUGUAGCGGUGCUCGGGUUUUAAGUGCUUAAAAAGGCAUCUGUGGUGGAGCCAGGCGGCAGGCAGGGAUCCCCGGGAAGCAGCGGACAGAGAUGAGUGUUCUGGGAGUCGGCGGAGGUGGGAACGCUCCUAACAAUCCCUUUUUCCUCUGCUGAGAGACCCAGACUUCCUUCCUUCCCACUCCUCUGCAAAAAGCUGUAGAGAAAACAGAGCACCAUGUACACCUUCCUACCCGAGAACUUCACACCUGUGAAGCAGAAGCCCUCCAAGGAGCUGAGGCCCAUGCUCGGGGCCAUCUUGCUGGGCCUCAUGCUGUUCAUCGCCGCAGUGGUGGCCUGGUGCUACUACACGGUGUCCCUGCGGAAGGCGGAGCGGCUCAAGACGGAGCUGAUGGACCUGCGGGCGGACGGCUUCGUCAUCAGGAACCAGCACGGGGAGGUGGUGUUCCGGCUGGCCUUCCGCUCGGGCAGCCUGGACCUGGAGUCGUGCUCCAAGGAGGGCGAGAUCCUGAGCUGCACGCGGUCGAGCCGGGGGCCGCUCAACUUCUUCAUCCAGACGGUGAAGCCCAAGGACACGGUGAUGUGCUACCGCGUGCGCUGGGAGGAGCUGGCGGCCGGCCCGGCGGUGGAGCACACCAUGUUCUGGGAGGAUGCCCACUGGUACGGGGGCUCGGAGAUGAGCACCCAGCACUGGCCCAUCCGCCUGGCCGGCUACCAGGAGCCCGUGCCCUACGUGACCAGUGACGUCUACUCCUUCCGCGACAGCUUCGGCGGCAUCCUGGAGCGCUACUGGCUCUCCUCCAAGGCGGCGGCCAUCAAGAUCAACGACUCCGUGCCCUUCCACCUGGGCUUCAACGCCACCCAGCGCGCCCUCUUCUUCCAAGCCCGCUACAAGGACUCUCCCUACAAGCCCCCGCCGGGGCAGCCGCCCUUCCCCGAGCUCAGCUACCGCGUCUGCGUGGGCUCCGACGUCACCUCCAUCCACAAGUACAUGGUGCGCAGGUACUUCAACAAGCCCUCCAAGAUCCCCGCUGAGAAUGCCUUCCGGUACCCCAUCUGGUCCACCUGGGCACUCUACAAGAAUGACAUCGACCAGGAUAAACUCUUACGAUUCGCUGAAAAGAUCAAGAAGUACCGUUUUAAUUGCAGCCACAUAGAGAUCGAUGACAUGUACACGCAAGCCUAUGGGGACUUUGACUUUGACCCUGUCAAGUUCCCCAACGUGACAGAGAUGUUUGCAAAAUUGAGGGAAGAUGGGUUCAAGGUCACUCUGUGGACUCACCCUUUCAUAAAUUACAAUUCCUCCAAUUUUGGUGUGGGGAUUGAGCGUCAGCUGUUCAUCAAGGAGCCGUCGGGGCGGCUGCCAGCCAUGGUGGAGUGGUGGAACGGCAUUGGGGCCAUCCUGGACUUCACCAACCCAGCAGCCCGGGACUGGUUCCAGAGCCACCUGCGCCAGCUCCGGCACAAGUACGGCAUCUCGUCCUUCAAGUUUGAUGCGGGCGAGACCAGCUACCUGCCCAAGCAGUUCAGCACCUUCCGCCCGCUCUCGGACCCCAGCAUCUGGUCCCGGCGCUACACGGAGAUGGCCAUCCCCUUCUACGAGCUGGCCGAGGUGCGGGUGGGCUACCAGUCCCAGAACAUCUCCUGCUUCUUCCGCAUCAUCGACCGCGACUCCGUCUGGGGCUACGAGCUGGGCCUCAAGUCCCUCAUCCCCACGGUGCUCACCAUCAGCAUGCUGGGGUACCCCUUUAUAUCUGCCGACAUGAUCGGAGGGAAUUUUUUCCCCAAUAAGACAAAUGGGGCGGUGGAGAUCCCCGACCGGGAGCUGUACGUGCGGUGGCUGGAGCUGUCGGCCUUCAUGCCCUCCAUGCAGUUCUCCAUCCCGCCCUGGCUCUACGACAAGGAGGUGGUGGAGAUCGCCCAGAAGUUCACGGAGCUCCACGAGUCGCUGGUGGCCCCGCUGCUGCUGGAGCUGGCCGGGGAGGUCACCGACACGGGCGACCCCAUCAUCCGGCCCAUCUGGUGGAUCUCGCCCCGCGACGAGGCCACUCACAGGAUCGACUCCCAGUUCCUCAUCGGGGACACCCUCAUGGUGGCCCCUGUCCUGGAGAUGGGCAAGCAGGAGCGGGAUGUCUACCUGCCGGCGGGCAAGUGGCGCAGCUACAAGGGGGAGCUGUUUGAGAAGACGCCAGUGCUGCUCACCGACUAUCCCGUUGACCUGGACGAAGUUGCCUAUUUCCUCUGGGUGUCCUAACAGGCUUCUCCCCCAGCUUUGGAAUAACCAUGCCUUACCUAGGACUUUCUAACAGAUAAUAAUUCUAAUUGCACAUUUCAUUUGUGACUGGGGUGGAGGAAGGGAAAUUAAAUAGACUUCACUGUUCUUGGGGAUAAUUUUUUUUUUUACUUGGGGAUUGAUCUUGUUUUUUUUAAUUUGGGUCAGGUGGGAAACUCUGAUUGGAUAAUGGGAGGCAGCAAUUUCUCUGUAUAGGUCAGUAAGAAUUGUCAUUCUGUCUGCAGACACUUAGUAAACCCAAUACUUUGUCAGUUCCCAAAGAUUUCAAGACAUGGAGGUUGGUUAGUGCCAGUGGGAGCAUUUCUAGUUCUCUAGGAGCACCCAGCACUGGGUAUGAGGGUGUGUGAUGUGGGAGGGUUUCUGCAGCACAGUGUGCCAUAAGUUUUAUAAUACGGCAAAUAUAUUGAAAAGGAUAUUUUUAAAAGCAGAAAGCAAAAUAUAGAUACGUAUAUAUACAUAUAUUUUUUUUACCCCUUAUGUCUAACGUGGCACCAGACUAAUAGUUGCCCCAUGCUCCUGCUUUCCUGUCUACCAGACAGGCCACGUUACUCGAGUGGUGGUGAUGUGUUUUAAUUUUAUGGGCUGCUUAUUGCCUGCUGGGACAGCUGCAUCCCACCUCCUCGCCCAUUUGACACCCUGUACAAGGCUCUUACCUUUGUAUUUUACCCUGGGCAUCAACACUGCCUUUCCUAGGACGGCACUGCCCAUACCAGCACGUCCUAUUAGUCUUUUUUAAACAUUUAUGCACCCGCUUUGUUACAUGAUUAUCCUGCUGAUACCAUCCCUUUUCUGGUUUUUAAGGACAGAUGAGGUUUGUUGCCGGCAGAAGGACUGCCUGGAGCAAAGCCGCUCUCACAAGCACCGAGUGUGGCGCGUCCCCGGGAACAGCCGGUUCCCGCGAGCAGCACGUGUCCGGGAUUGGCGGGGAGGUUUGCUGCUAGCCGGCUUGCCCGUGGGUGGAAAACACCGGCUUUCUGGACCGACGGGUCUGUGCCAGCGGGUGUUCUCACCGCGCCCACGGAAACGUUCUCACCCGCGGUGAAAUUAAACCAACACCCGCCUCAGGCCGCGGUUAGAGGCGAUGAUUUUGGUGAGGGUUUUUCUGAGUCAGCCCUCCUCUCUCUCUCUGGGAGAGUCCUAAGGAUCCUAAGGAUCUUCCUCAGGCAGCUGGAGGUGGGAUUGCUAUCAGAGGCUUCCAGAGGGGACACGGGGUGAUGAGAUCUUCCACCCGAAGUCCCCUGGAGCUGCAGAGAUGACUCUUUCACAGAUUCCCCACUUGGUUUUAUAUGGAAAGAUGCAUUUACAGAGACUCCAGACAGAGCAAGCAGGAUUGAAGUCUGGCAGCCUUCCUCCCUAAGGCAGGACAUUCCUGGCUGUGCCCUGGUUUGGGAACGGGUGUCAGCCCCUGAAUUUUUAAUAAGCUUCUGUGGAAUUGAACUGCAGUGGCUGGGAAGGGUUGGGACACCAGCCAAGGACAGCUCACGGCAUCCUCAGGGCUUCUCCUGGGAUUGUGUCUGAGCAUAGGUCUGUCAUGAGUCUGCCACUGAGGGAGAUGGUUCAUGUUUUGGUUAGGGUUGGGUACCAGUGAGGGUCUUUCUCAAAGUCCAUCUCCUACCACUGGGCUUUGCAGGAGGCAGAGAAAGAGAUGCACUAAACUUGGAGCUUGUGGUGGGAUCCAGGAGGAGAAAUUUAGGUGUUAGGGGCAAAAUCUGAAUCUACUUUUAUAGUUAGGAAAGAAGUGAGGAAGUCUGGUUUGAGGGACUCUUUGGAAUGUCUCUUAAGAUCUGAGUCUGCCCUGCAUAAUUCAGUGUUCUGGCCUCGAGAUGUAAGGGGAGCUUUAUAGGUCCUUGCCCAGCUGGAGCACAAGUAUGUUCCAAAGCUCGUUUUGCAGGCUUGUAAUUCUGAAGCACUCGAGCCUGUUCCUCACCACCAGUGCAAAUAGUGAUUAUGGCACCAGUUGCAGGUUGCUUCUGGCAAGGAGUUAAUCCUGGAAUCUCAGCGUCAUUUGUCAGGGCACUAGCAGGACUUGGGCCUUGCUUGGAGGGUGGAGAUGAAGGUGAGGAUCUCCUGGAAAUGAGUCUGGCCAAAGCCUGCAAGGAGGACUGGGUGUGGAGAGACCUCCAGAAAUUCUUAAAGGUCAUGGUUUGGGAGGCUCCAGCUCUUCCCUUUCAACCUUUGCUCAUGAAAUACUUGUCAUCCCUUGGCAUGGGAGUCAUUAGAUGGAGAAGAUGUUGCUGCACAGCUCAGCUGCCAACACAGAAGUGGGAUCCUUGACAUAGGACUUCAUGAGAAGGAUCCCAGGAGAUAUUGCAUAUCUUUUCCCCUGUUUCUGUGCCACUCACCACAUCCCUCACUAGUAAGGGACUGUGUGAAGAGAAACACAGUGUUCCUCUUAGCAUCCCUCUACUAUUAAAAUGAUGGGAGCAGCCAGAUGAGUGCCUUCAAUCUCCUCUCAGUGGUUUCAGGCACUGUAAGGGAGGUCAUGGAGGAAAUUCUCCAUUAGACACACUGUCUUCUUUCCCCUCCCCUCAAAAGAAAGGCUUUUAUUAACAAAGUUUUAAUUUUCUUUUUAUUUAACUAUAUCAUAAAUGGGUAAUAAUAUACAGCACCCUUAUUUUUCUAAAUGCUGUAUGGCUAUUCAGGACUCCAGCAAGGAGAAGGGUAAAUCUGCUGAGAGGAUGUAAAGGGUGGUGUUGGGGAUAGACUCAGCAGUGCAGCCUUCAGGUGUCUCACAGGCUUCAAGGUGCCCUUUCCAUCCAGCUUUUUACCAAAACCACUAUAUCUAACACUGUGCUGUAGCACUGCAGGACUUGAGGAUCUCUCGGACCUUGCAGACCACAAGCUCUGCACAGACACCUUGAGAACUGCUGCUAGGGGGACUUCUCUGAUUUACACCAUGAGUCACUGGCCAAAGCAGGAUUUAGCUUUGUCUCAGCCAAGGGAAAGUCCCAAAACCGUUUUGGGAGUUGGAUUCGCCUUUCCACGUGUGAUGCUCACGUGAUGGAAUUCUGAAGCUUGCACUGUUGUGUAUCGGGUUUUCCUGGGUGCUUGUGUUUGCACAUGCUGUCCUACGUCAGACUGUAAUGUUGGUGGGUCUGUUUUUAACCACUUUUCUAAUUCUUAAUUGUUAUGAACUGUAACAUGAAUCACCUUGAUUGAGAUAAAAUUUUGGAAAACAAAAAGAA
Myiozetetes cayanensis is the source of this 7166-nucleotide messenger RNA. RefSeq names its product myogenesis-regulating glycosidase-like. Lineage: Eukaryota; Metazoa; Chordata; Aves; Passeriformes; Tyrannidae. Gene Ontology annotation, molecular function: hydrolase activity, hydrolyzing O-glycosyl compounds. The record is from RefSeq and is a predicted model, not a curated record. Gene Ontology annotation, biological process: skeletal muscle fiber development; carbohydrate metabolic process. The transcript is spliced from 2 exons. Bases 1906 to 3942 code for a protein of 678 amino acids.